AUGCUGGUAAAAUGCGAGACGAAGAGCCAGAGAGUGAAGAGCAUCUCGUUCCACCCGAAGAUCAACCUCAUCCUGGCGGGGCUGCACAAUGGAAUCAUUCAGCUAUGGGACUACCGCAUCGGGAUCCUAAUCGACAAGUUUGAAGAGCACGAGGGGCCAGUGAGGGGCAUAGACUUCCACGCAGUGCAGCCCCUCUUCGUCAGUGGAGCAGACGACUACCUAAUUAAGGUGUGGAACAUGCAUUUGAAGAAAUGCGUGUUUAACUUGGUAGGCCAUCUAGACUACAUCCGGAAGGUGCAGUUUCACCUGACCUACCCGUGGAUUCUAUCCGCCUCAGAUGAUCAGACGAUUAGGAUAUGGAAUUGGCAAAGCAGAGUGUGUAUCGCCAUCCUGACGGGGCAUAACCACUACGUGAUGUGUGCGGAGUUCCACCCCACGCAGGACCUAAUCAUCUCCAGUAGUUUAGAUAAGACCCUCCGCGUGUGGGACAUAAAGCUGCUGCGGGAAAAGAACGUCAUACUGAGGAGCGACAAUGUGAUGAGCGAUUUGCCCUACGGAUUGCCGAAGGGCGUUUACGGCCCGGAUGUGCUGGCCCCCGGUGGAGACAACCUCAUGGGCAUGUACUCCUUCGUGUCGCACAGUCAGCAGUUCCAGCAGCUUCAGCAGCAGCAGCAGCAGCAGAACAGCAAUAACAUGUUCGGCGCGUCGGACGCCAUCUGCAAGUUCGUGCUGGAGGGCCACGAGAAGGGAGUGAACUGCUGCACGUUCCACCACCGCCUGCCCAUCAUUGCCUCCGGGUCCGAUGACAAGCUGGUGAAACUCUGGAGGUACAAUGAAAACAAGUGCUGGGAGCUGGACACCCUGAGGGGCCACUUCAACAACGUCUCCAGUCUGGUUUUCCACCAAACGAAUGAUGAUCUGUUGCUGACCAAUAGUGAAGACAGAACCAUCCGCAUAUGGGACAUUACUAAGCGGGCCUGCAUUCAUACCUUUAGGAGAGAAAAUGAUCGCUUCUGGAUUUUGGCCUUCAAACCGAACUCCAAUUUAAUUGCCUCCGGUCAUGACUCAGGGAUGGUUAUCUUCAAAUUUGAAAAGGAGAAAUGCCCCUUCGACAAAUGGGGGAAUCUCCUCCUAUAUGUGAAGGAGAAACGGAUUUAUUCCUACGAUGUUAGGAGCAACAGACACUCCUGCUUGUGCCCCGUGAGGAAGAAUGGCAACGCGAUGGUGUCGGGCCACCACAAGUUGGUGUACAAUCAGUUCUGCACCACCCACGUGAUGGUUCUUUUUAUGUACAAGGAGGAGGAGCACUUCUCCUUCGACCUGAUCGUUUGCGAUGGGGUUAGCGGUGGAGUCGGUAGCGGCGGAGUCGGCGGCGUCGGCGUCGGCGGUGGCGGUCGCGCGGUGGGCGGAUCACUCUCCAGGGGAGGCGUUCUAGGGAUGACCUCCUCAGCGACCCCCCCUACCUCUGCCGCGCCCCCGUUCGCGGCCUCCGCCUCCGCACUGCACUUCUUCAAACCGUGGGCGAAGGGCGCCAGCGCGAACAGCGCCAGUGUGUCUCCCCAGAAGAGCAUACAAGCAGCUCGAAGCGCAGAAGAGUUCAACCAGGAAAGUGUAAAGUACCUAAUUAAAAACAAACACUGUUGUUCUGUUUCGUUUUACACGAGAAAUAAGUACCUCCUUGUGGAGAAGAGAAGCGGGAACUACCUCCUGAGCAUUCAAAACAUACCAGAGGAUACCACCUCCAAACGAGUGGAGGUCCCCUUCAAAGUGGAAGGAGUGUACCCCCUGAACAACAACAAAGUGGUGAUCCUUUCGGAGAGCAAAAUAUACCUGUACGAUUUAAGUGUAAAAAAAAUUAUAAACGAAAUGAACCACACGGAUACCAUCAUCUCGGUGGAGAUACUGAAGGACCACUACAUCGCCUUUGUAUUUAAAUAUAAUGUCGUUCUGACCACCAUCGAUUUGGUUCACCUGUGUACAGUGCAUGAAUACAUCCGAGUGAAAAGUGGAGUGUGGGACGAGGGGAACAAAAGCGUCUUCAUCUACAACACGCUGAGUCACUUGAAGUUUAUUUUGGUAAAUGGAGAGAAGGGGCUCAUCAAAUGUUUGGAGGACCCCGUGUACCUGUUCAAAGUGCACAACAAGAGACUGUUCUUUAUUACGAGGAAGCAGGAGGUGCUCAGCGAGCCCCUCAACGACACGGAGUAUCUGUUUAAGCUCGCCCUCGCGAACAACGACGAGCGGAGCGCCUACCAUUACUUGGACAUCCAGCAGAAGGGCAGCACCUUCGCGGGUGGUUCCCCUGAUGGGGGGAGGAAAAGGCUCUACUUCAGCUACAACCUGAUCGGGUACAUCAAGAAAAAGGGGUUCGCCAAUUUGGCGGUGCAGAUGGUGAACAAUAACCACACGCUGUUUAACCUCUCCAUUCAGCUGGGCCACCUGCAUAAUGCCCUCCAGGCAGCCAAGAAGAUUAACAAGAAACACAUGUGGAAUCUCCUAAGCGUGCAUGCGCUGCUGCUGGGCAAUUACGACGUGGCAGAAUAUGCCCUGCUGAGGAUGAAGGCCUAUGACAAGCUGUCCUUUCUGUACCUGUUCAGUGGGAACAUAAAGAAACUUAAAAAAAUGCAAAGCAUUGCCAUCAUAAGGGAAGACCUAAUCUCCAUUUUUCUAAACUCCCUAUAUUUGGGAGACAUGCAACAGAGGAUAAACGUGUUCAUUCAGCAGAACCAGGUGAACUUGGCUUUGGCCUGCUCCCAGCUCUAUAACAUCCCCAUCAACCUGUCCGAAAAGCACUUCGAUUUUGACAUCGAUGAGUGCACCUACUGCCCGGAGCAGUCCUUUUACCUCUCCCCCCCCGUGCCGAUUGUGCGAGUUGACCCGAGCUUCCCCCAGAACAGGAGCGCAUCGGUGGAGCGGUCUCCAGAUGAGAAGCACAUAAGCGAAGGGGCACAGGGCGCGCCCCCCCUGAAGGAUAGCCAGUUGAAAGGGGGAAGGCCCGCCGCGUGGAACAGGUCGUACAACUGGCCCGUCGUGAACCUCGAGAAGACGUUCCAGCCCAGCGUCGACCCGAGCGGCUGCGCGCCCCAGGGGCCCAAGAAGAAGGCCGCGCCCAAGCCGGACCAAAGGAGCAACGCGUCGUCCGCGUCCGACGUGUGGAAGGACGAAGUCAACGAUGAGGACAUCAUCAACAUCGACUUGGACCUGGAGGACCACCAACAGCUGCUGAGCAAAAGCACAGCCACGCCUGUUAAGAGUGCCAAAAUUGAGCGGAGAGAAAACCUAUACGAAGUGAUGGCCAAAAAAUACGGCCGAAUUAUGGACCACAUAAGGACGGGGAACAUAACAAACGCUCUGAAUUUAAUUUCAAAAAAAUUUGGCAUCGUAGAUAUGAAGCCAUUAAAAAUAAUUUUAAAAAAUGUAUACAUUUCUACGUAUGCUUAUUUGACCCCCAUUCCGAAUUUCGCUCCGUUGAAAAUUGGCAUUAACAGAAAUGAGGAGGCGGCAAAUGCGAACGUUUAUAUCAAUCAGCACUUCCUUUUCAACCAAAUUAAGAAGGCACACAAGCUAGUCACCUUGGGGAAGUUCUCCACUGCGUUGAGUCUCUUCAGGAGCACUCUGUACCACAUGAUUUUUAUAACCCCAUCGGAUAAGGACACCGAAAUGAAUGAGUACCUUCAUGUUUGCACCAGCUACAUCUUGGCCAUGAGAUUGGAGGAGGAGAGGAACGCCACGGCUGCGGAGGACCCCAGGAGGAGCUUAGAGCUGAUGGCCUAUUUCACCUGCUGCCCGAUGCAGAACUCCCACCUGUACCUAGUCCUCAGGAGGGGCAUGGGCCUCGCCUGGAAGGCGCAGAACUACGUCACGGCUGGAUCGUUCGCCAAACGGCUGAUAAACGGGAACUACGAAAGCAUCAAGGGCUCCGAGGAAGAAAUCGUCAAGGCCAAGAAAAUCCUGCUCAUGUGCGAGCAGAAAAGCACCGAGCAGCACAGCAUUGACUACGACCCGAACGACUACCACAACAUGAAAGUGUGCAGCGUCAGCUUAACGAGGAUCAAGCCGAACGAAGAAACGGUCAGCUGCCCCUUUUGCCAAUCCGUGUCCAAGCGGGAGUACACCUCCAAGAUGUGCCCCAACUGUCUGAUCGCCCAGCUGGGCAAAAAGGCCCUCGGAUUUGACUUCCUAAACAAGAGCGCCUGAUGAAGGUGUUUGGCCCCGAUUGCCUUCCCUCUGCGAAGUGUCAUCUGUGUGGAGAUUUACCAGUCACAUGGGUGGACAGUCGCCAGCUGUGCCGCCCCGCCUCAACAUUGGAGAAGCGUCACAUAAGGGGGGAGGAGAGAAAGAGUACCCCCCAGGGGGAGAGCACAAACCGUUCAUCACCCCCGCUCGAGGGAUGUACACACUUGGAAUGAUUAAUUAAAAACGGGGCGUCCCCGCAACUGGGCAACUCGUCAUCGUAGCUCCCCCACUGCGCACAUGCGUGCACCAUGAGAGGUCACUCAGCUGGCGCGGCUGACGCGGCUCAAAUCGUCACCCAUUUUGCCGUCCAGUCGAUGCUGUGUUUACCGCUUGGCGAAUAACUCCGCCGAGUCGCAUUCCCUU
This is a messenger RNA of Plasmodium vivax (malaria parasite P. vivax), 4599 nucleotides long. RefSeq names its product coatomer alpha subunit, putative. The coding region runs from base 1 to 4197 and encodes 1398 amino acids. The record is from RefSeq and is a predicted model, not a curated record. The transcript has 5 exons. Gene Ontology annotation, biological process: endoplasmic reticulum to Golgi vesicle-mediated transport; intra-Golgi vesicle-mediated transport; retrograde vesicle-mediated transport, Golgi to endoplasmic reticulum. Gene Ontology annotation, molecular function: protein binding; structural molecule activity. NCBI's taxonomy places the organism in Eukaryota, Apicomplexa, Aconoidasida, Haemosporida, Plasmodiidae. Gene Ontology annotation, cellular component: COPI vesicle coat.